Molecule: messenger RNA, 2287 nt
Organism: Anarrhichthys ocellatus (wolf-eel)
Lineage: Eukaryota; Metazoa; Chordata; Actinopteri; Perciformes; Anarhichadidae
Gene: irx6a
Product: iroquois homeobox 6a
Exons: 7
Coding region: 322-1746 (474 amino acids)
Biological process (GO): cell development; neuron differentiation; regulation of transcription by RNA polymerase II
Cellular component (GO): nucleus
Molecular function (GO): DNA-binding transcription factor activity, RNA polymerase II-specific; RNA polymerase II cis-regulatory region sequence-specific DNA binding
Source: RefSeq, a predicted model, not a curated record
AGUCUUACGUUAUCCUUUAAGCCUCCUUCAGCUAACACAACAACAAUUUUUUUUGCACUUAAUGACGCUUAAUUUCAUUUCUUAUCGGGUCCUUUGGGGGGGAUUAUUCAUUCAUAUAAAACAAUCUGCAGCUGGUGCCAUCCUAAAGUCUCCCUCCUAUGAGUGAAGUCAUCUAUUAUUGAGCGAAAGGCCGUGCGUGGAAAUGUGUGUAAGACGGUGGAUUUGAAGUAGAAUUGGUUGCAAUCGAUCAAGGGUGAAGAAUAUUGCUGAUGGUAACAAAAGAAGCAGCUAUGUCUUUCUCGCAAUUUGGAUACCCUUACAAUGCAACUUCCCAGGUCGGUCUCUGAUGGGACAGGCGGCUCCCAGACCGCCGCUGCCGCCGCCGCCGCCGCCACCGCUGCCUCCUUCUGCUGCCCGUCCUACGAGAACCGGCUCCUGGCGAGCAGCCGGACGGAGCUGAACGCAGCGCUGGGGAUGUACAGCUCUCCCUACGCCGCAGCGGCUGCCGCCAGCCAGAACUACGCCAACUACUUCCCCUACAGCACCGACCCAUCCGCUAUCUACUCCACUCUGAAUCCACAGUAUGACAUUAAGGACAGCACAGGCACUUUACACUCCGGCAUCACUCAAACCGCUGCAUACUAUCCUUACGACCAUUCACUGGGACAGUAUCAAUACGACAGAUACGGGACAGUAGACUUUAAUGGCACAGCCAGAAGAAAGAAUGCAACUCGUGAAACCACCAGCACCCUGAAAACAUGGUUGUAUGAGCACCGGAAGAACCCAUACCCCACCAAAGGAGAGAAGAUCAUGCUGGCCAUCAUCACAAAAAUGACCCUCACCCAGGUUUCCACCUGGUUCGCCAACGCCAGGAGGAGGCUAAAGAAGGAGAACAAGAUGACCUGGUCACCAAAGAAUAAGGCCAAUGACGACAGGAAGGAUGACUUUAAGAGCGACCAAGACUGUGUCACCAAAGAUUCUAGUGAUUGCAAGGAGGAGAAGGAUCUGCAUCUCAGUGAUCUGGAGGACAUGGAUGACGACGACUGUGACAAGUUGGACAGUGACUGUGAAAAGGUGGCUGCAGAUGAGCAGGACCUCCAGAGGGUCAUGGCAGUAUCCGGAGCUCCUCAUAAGAGAGACUGCAGCUCCGAGCUGCACCUGAGUUUAACCAACAGCUUUCACACGUUCCCCUGCGCCAUCAAAAGUGUCAACACCCUUUCUCCUCUCCCGUCUGACUUCCUGGACCCGGCGUUGUCCAAGGCACCGUCUUCGACCGGCCCCGCAGGAACACUGUCCCUGUCUCACUUUGAAGCAUCGGAUAAGCCUCGGAUUUGGUCUCUGGCUCGUACGGCAGCUUCGGGGUUCAUACUGAGCCCUCAGCAGCAUGGCUCGGAGCUGAGGACAGGCAACUCAACCGGGGACUGCCAGCUCCAGAGCACCAGGCUUACCGGACAGUGUGGGGGCAUGAGAGGCCUCCACGACUCUAGCAGCAUCACCAAUACUGAGAGCCCAUUCUCCGAGGGCUUAUCCUUGCACUCAAAAGUCUACGGCACUGGCAGCUACAGUCACAAGGACCUCCAACUGCACUGUUCAUCCUAUGCUGCCCUCCCAGAUACAUGUCAGUACUCCACUAUUGAAGGAUUCUCUGGUGGCAAAGCAGAGACACAGUCAUCUGACCUCAGUGAAGCCUGCGGGACCCUGCAGGAUGACAAGGUCACUGCGUUCAGACCAGUGAUGAAGAGGUGAAGCAGAUUGCUGGACACUGUACCACAAUAAAGAAUGGGACAUGUAUUAUGCACUAAAGGACACACUGGCCGAGUAGCGGCCUCAGUGUGACACAUGGGAGCUACCUGGCGCUGCUGCAGUGGGAGGCUGUCAAACUGUGGGCGUGGCUAUCAUUUUGCACAACUUUGUUUUUAUGGUGUAAAAGACUUUAUGCAAACAAUUCAAGAUGCAAAGGUGUGAGAAAGGCCAAGUUAAAACGGCCGGAUUUGUGUAUGGCAAUCGUGUAGUGUAGCUAACCUAUUUAUUUCUCUGUGUAUUUAUUAUUUUGUUAUGUUGUCUGUUUGUUUUAUUAUCUGACGUGUUUAUUGGUUGAAUUCGUAUCUUCUUUGAGUGUUUUGUUACCUGUUGCGUUUUAAUGUGGCUUCGUUUCAUUUUGCCUGAAGUAAAUAAGGAAAAGCUUGUUGGACAUAAAGUUGACCAUAAAAGGACCGGAUCCCCUGUGUUGCGCGUGGAGGAUGUUUGUCAUUGUGUUAAAAUGUGAGCUUCUUCUGUGUUUGCCUGU